Hypoxylon fragiforme is the source of this 2132-nucleotide messenger RNA. Its product is annotated as putative secretory lipase. Gene Ontology annotation, molecular function: triacylglycerol lipase activity. Gene Ontology annotation, biological process: lipid catabolic process. The transcript has a single exon. The record is from RefSeq and is a predicted model, not a curated record. NCBI's taxonomy places the organism in Eukaryota, Fungi, Ascomycota, Sordariomycetes, Xylariales, Hypoxylaceae. The coding region runs from base 362 to 1888 and encodes 508 amino acids.
GGCAUGACAUAAGCAACACUCAAACUCCACGGAACUCCGUGGAAAGAUUAUCACACAGAGCUUCAGGAAAUACACCUAGGCUUGCUUUAGUAAUAGAGGCAUAGUAAAUCAAGGAAGGAUGCCAUAUUGAUGUGAUUGGGUGACAAAUAGGUAUUGUGUGACAAAUAGGUCACUGGGAAAUGUUCAUGAGUUUCUGGGUGGGUAAUGGCUGCAUACCGGAUAGGUAAGAGAUACUAGGUAAGUAAUACUCUAACCUAGGUACUCAUUCUCAAAUAUAAAUAUGUGUGACCCCUUUGCUGGUACGAACGCACAACAUGGAUGAGUUACCAAAUCAGCAUCAGCUUGAGACAGGUAGACAACAAUGCAUUUUCCACGAACACUCUUCUCGGUCGUCUUGUCCCUAUCGACAUCGACAGUCGAGGCGCAAGCUCCACCAGUAUCCCAGCAAUCCACCGGCUUCAACUCCAGCUUUGCCUUAAGCCCUUCCCAGAUAGCAUCUGCCAACCUAUCAGCCGAGCUAGCAGCUAGAAUCAACACCAUCGUCAACUUCGACCGCUCCCAGCUCGCCAAUGGCGGUCCCGCCGAAGACAGCUUCUACUCCCUCCCGCCCCUCACCAACACAUCAUCGUUGAAGCCGGGCACCAUCCUCAAAGUCCAGGAAUUCACCAACACGACGAGCUUCGUGCUGCCGCCCAACACCGCGCUCUCGCGCAUUUUAUACACCACCACCAACCACAACGGGACCGUGAUCCCGGCCUCGGCUUUCAUCCUCUGGCCCUUCGCGCCCAAGACAUUCCCUCAAGCCCAACCCCAAAAUCAAAACCAGAACAAUCACGCCAAAGCCCCCACCAUCCUCUGGGCCCACGGCACAUCCGGCUUCUUCGCCUCGCGCUCCCCCUCCUCGCACCGCGCCCUCUGGUACGGCGACGCCGCCCCCUUCGCCCUCGCCCUCGCGGGGUACGCCGUCGUCGCCCCAGACUACGCCGGCCUCGGCAUCUCCACAUCAUGGGACGGCAGCAACAUCCCGCACCAGUACCUACUCUCGUCCGCCUCCGCCCACGACGCGCUGCACGCCUUGCAGGCGUCUCUCGCCGCUUUUCCGGGCCGCCUCGAGGAGCGCUUCGUGGCGAUGGGUCAUAGCCAGGGGGGCGGGGUGGCGUGGAGCGUUGCGGAGGUGCUUGCCGCCGACGAAGAAACGGGGGUGUUCGCGGACCUCGCAGCGGGCUACCUGGGCGCCAUAGCCGGCAGCCCCACGACGCGCGUCUUCCCCAGCAGCAGCAUCGCCGCCCUCAUCGCCCCCUGGGUCUCCCUCGCCCUCCCCUCGCUCUUCCCCUCCUCCUUCGAGCCGGGCAUGUGGCUGACGCCUCUCGGGAUCGCGCGCACGCGGCUGUUGCGGGAGAUCGAGGGCGGGAUUAGUGUUUCGAUGCAGCUUUUUGAGGAGGGGGAAGGGGCGAGGGUGGUGCGAGAGGACUACUACGAAAGCACUUGGCACGCGGAGGCGUACGAGCGGAUCGCGGAUGCGGGGGGCAAGCGGUUUAAGGGCCCGUUGGUGGUGCUGCAGGGGACGGAGGACCCGUAUAUUCCGGUCGAGGGGACGACGCGGGUCGUGCGGGAGACGUGUGCGGUGAGCGGCAACGGUAGUGUGGACUUGGAGUACGUGCUCGUCAACGGCACAACGCACGUGCCGACGCUGUACGCGACGAGGCAGGUCUGGCUCCAGUGGAUCGAGGACCGGUUUGCGGGGCGCCCGCUAAGGAAGCCCGGGUGCGGCGGCGCGACGGAGAUAAAGAGCUGGCUGGAGCUGGAUAGGUACCAGGAGGUGGGUAACUCGUUCCCGAUGUGGGCGGGCGCGGAGGAGUUUACGUAUCAGACGCCGUUGGGGCCGUAGGCGGGGUGAUAUUUGAUGCUUGAUGUAAGUAGGUAGGGAGGGGGAGAGGUAGGCGUUUGAUGUAGGUAUGGAAUGGUGGGUUUCGCUGUUGCAUGCUUUCUUUUGCUAGAUAUAUGUAGAUUCUGUUCUGCCUAGUACCUGCGUACGGUUUCCAAUGAUAAGAGCUUAGGAUAGCACAUAUGAAUAGAACAGGUCUCCAUCGAGCUCAACCUCGGAUCGCCAAAUCAUUAUGUGUCUUCCAUUU